AAGUGCACUAGAGAGCGGUUCUGGACAGAGCCACGGUGCAGAGCGCUGAACGGUUGCUGAAUAAGGCCCGAUGCGGAGUUGAGGUAACUCUUAUUCAGAGAGAAGACGUGGAGACGAGACGCCGCAAUAAGACAGUUAUUUCGUUAUUCUGAAGAAAACGUCGUCGUGAGCGAGCCAUGGAAGUGUCCUUUGAGGUUUUGGGUGAAGCCGAGCGGCCGCGACACCGGCCAUUUCUUAUCGGGGUCAGUGGAGGAACCGCCAGUGGGAAGUCCACCGUGUGCGCUAAGAUCAUGGAGUUGCUGGGCCAGAACAAGGUGGACCAUCACCAGAGGAAAGUGACCAUCGUGAGCCAGGACAGUUUCUACCGAGUGCUCACUCCGGAGCAGAAAGCGAAAGCUCUCAAAGGCCAGUACAACUUCGACCAUCCAGACGCGUUCGAUACAGAGUUGAUGUGGCAGACGUUGAAGGACAUUGUGGAAGGGAAGGUUGUGGAGAUUCCAACAUAUGACUUUAUCACACAUUCCAGGUUACAGGAGAAGAUUUGCGUGUAUCCAGCCGAUGUCGUUCUGUUUGAAGGAAUUCUAGUGUUCUACACACAGGAAGUCAGAGACAUGUUCCAUAUGAAACUGUUCGUGGAUACAGACUCAGAUGUACGUCUGUCACGCAGAGUUCUUAGAGACAUGAGGAGAGGUCGUGACUUGGAACAGAUCCUUACACAAUACACCACGUUUGUUAAACCAGCCUUUGAGGAGUUCUGCUUACCAACCAAGAAAUAUGCAGAUGUGAUAAUACCUCGUGGAGUAGACAACAUGGUGGCGAUUAAUUUGAUCGUGCAGCACAUCCAAGACAUCCUAAGCGGCGACAUCUGCAAGUGGCAGAGAGGAACUGCUAACGGACACUCCUCCGACCGGACCUUAAAAAGAGGUGUGGACGAAGCGAGGGAGAACCCAGACGGAGGAGGGACCAAUCCCAUGAAACGCCCCUUGCUGGAGCCUAGUACACGGCCUCAUUAGCACCCAGACACACAGGAGAACGUUCAUAAAACUUUCAAGGUAGAAAACAUUUGCAUGCUUCCAAAUCCAUCGGGAUCCACGCACACAGUGUUCUGAUUCAGUAUGUAACUCAGUCAUACUGUUAAACAGAAACAGUAGCCGUAUUCAUAAUCAGUGAGUCUUUCAACUAUUCCCAAAUGAAAGAGUAGGCUAAGCAGUAAAUAUGUUGUGAACGUAUCAAUGGUAUGGCGGCUUCCUUUAUUUUAUUUAUUUAUUUAUUUUUUCUUGGGGGGACCUUAUGUCAAAAUGCUUUGGUACAUACAAUACCUUAGGGUUUCCUUCAGCCUUUUAAUUUUGAUGCUCUCCCCCAUGACCCACCGGUACAGUGUCUACUCUCUGCUUUUUCACUCGCAAAUCUAACGACGAGAAGUUCUCUGCGAUGGAUCAUGUGGUAUGAGUGACUAUGGACUGAGAGAAAAUUUAAUUCACGUCCCGUCAUGUGAUGGAGGAACGUAUUCGGCAUGAUCAGCAAAUACUACUUAGGUUUUGUAUUUUAUCAUUUUAUGAAAUACACCGUUUCAUCCAACAA
Molecule: messenger RNA, 1581 nt
Organism: Silurus meridionalis
Lineage: Eukaryota; Metazoa; Chordata; Actinopteri; Siluriformes; Siluridae
Gene: uck1
Product: uridine-cytidine kinase 1
Exons: 7
Coding region: 177-1013 (278 amino acids)
Cellular component (GO): cytoplasm; cytosol
Molecular function (GO): kinase activity; ATP binding
Source: RefSeq, a predicted model, not a curated record